Echinops telfairi (small Madagascar hedgehog) is the source of this 1911-nucleotide messenger RNA. RefSeq names its product tyrosyl-tRNA synthetase 2 (gene YARS2). Gene Ontology annotation, biological process: tyrosyl-tRNA aminoacylation. The record is from RefSeq and is a predicted model, not a curated record. NCBI's taxonomy places the organism in Eukaryota, Metazoa, Chordata, Mammalia, Afrosoricida, Tenrecidae. Gene Ontology annotation, molecular function: ATP binding; RNA binding; tyrosine-tRNA ligase activity. The transcript is spliced from 5 exons. Bases 1 to 1431 code for a protein of 476 amino acids. Gene Ontology annotation, cellular component: cytosol; mitochondrion.
AUGGCGGCGCCCGUCCUGAGGCGCUGUUCGCGGGGCCCGUGGUUCCGGACGCCAGGCUGGCUAGCAGCUUGGCCCUUCGGGCUGCGUAAGACGCACUCGGGAGCUCAGGGCUUGUUGGCGGCGCUGCAGGAACGGGGCCUGUUCAAGGAGUUCUUUCCGGAGAAGAGUACGGACGUGGAACUCCCAGAGCUUUUCGACCGCGGCACGGCGGGCCCCCAGACUGUCUACUGCGGCUUCGACCCCACGGCCGACUCGCUUCACGUGGGGCACCUGCUAGCGCUGCUGGGCCUCUUUCACUUCCAGCGAGCGGGGCACAAUGUCAUUGCCGUGGUCGGAGGUGCAACCGCGCGCCUGGGGGACCCGAGCGGCCGCACGAAGGAACGCGAGGCCCUGGCCGCCGAGCACGUGCGGGCCAACGCGCGCGCCCUCGGCCGGGGGCUGGAAGCGAUGGCCGCGAAUCACCAGCAGUUCUUCUCGGACAGGCGCCCUUGGGGCAGCUUCUCCGUCCUCGACAACUCGGCUUGGUACCACAAGCAGCCGCUGGUGGACUUCCUGGCGGCCCUGGGCGGCCACUUCCGUAUGGGCACGCUGCUGAACCGCCUGAGCGUCCAGGCAAGGCUCAAGAGCCCCGAGGGCAUGAGCUUGGCCGAAUUCUUAUACCAGGUGCUCCAGGCCUAUGACUUUUACUAUCUGUUUCAGCGUUAUGGAUGCAGGGUCCAGCUGGGAGGGUCUGAUCAGCUGGGCAACAUCGUGUCUGGAUACGAGCUCAUCCACAAGUUGACUGGAGAAGAUGUAUUUGGAAUCACUGUCCCUCUCAUUAUAAGUACAACUGGAGCAAAGUUGGGAAAGUCAGCUGGCAAUGCUGUUUGGCUCAACAGAGAGAAGACAUCAUCAUUUGAAUUGUAUCAGUUCUUCGUUAGGCAGCAAGAUGAUUCUGUAGAAAGGUACCUGAAGCUCUUCACUUUUCUGCCCCUUGCAGAGAUUAACCACAUCAUGCAGCAGCAUGUUAAAGAGCCAGAGAAACGAGGUCCUCAGAAGCGCCUUGCUGCAGAAGUAAUAAAGCUUGUUCAUGGGAAAGAUGGGCUAGAAUCUGCUAAAAGGUGCACACAAGCCCUUUAUCACAACAGCAUCGAUGCUCUUGAGGCCAUGUCUGAUGAAGAGUUACGAGAGUUGUUUAAAGAAGCUCCGUUUUCUGAAUUGGUUCUUGACCCUGGAACAAGCGUCCUAGAUACUUGCCGCAAAGCAAAUGCCAUUCCGGAUGGUCCUCGAGGGUAUCGGAUGAUAACAGAAGGUGGAGUCAGUAUAAAUCACAAACAAGUCACAAAUCCUGAGAGUGUUUUAGUUGUUGGACAGCAUGUUCUCAAGAAUGGACUUUCACUACUUAAAAUAGGAAAAAGGAAUUUCUACAUAAUAAAAUGGCUUCAGCUAUGAUUUUAAAAAGUCGUGAUUGUUCAAACAAAUUUCACUCAUCAUUUAUUCUCAAGAUACAAGGGAUUGGCUCCAGGACCUAGAUCUUCGCUUACACAAAUCAGACUGGAUUAGGCCUCCUCACAUUGUGAGUAAUUUCAUUAUUUAUAGAGGUUGGCUUAUAAUAAGGUGGUUGUCUGAUAAUGGAAUAUUUUACGUCCUAAUCCACAAACAUUGAUUAAUAUGGCAAACCAUAGUUUCAGAGAUUGUUUUUUAAACUGUACCUUAUGAAAGACCUAAUGCUCUCCUAAGACCCUGCCCUGUUCUCCGUUCUCCAUUUUGGACUGAGGAGGGGGGGCAUGUACCCCUCCUGUCUUGGUAUCAAGGAAAGACUCCAUGGCAGCUGUCUUGGUUUGGGUGUCAUAGAAAGCACGGGUCUCACUCCUUUAAUUCUAAAGCCAGCAGCACCUCGUGUCCACAUUAAAAACAUAUCUUGAAAACUUA